UAGCGUUUGAGGAAAGACGUUUCCGAGUACGAACAAAACUCAGACGCAGGAGAAAAGAAACCCAAGAAGCUUCGGCAUUUCUCACAGGGAGGAGGAGGAGGAGAAGAUGUCGUGGCAAUCGUACGUCGACGAUCACUUGAUGUGCGAUGUUGAAGGCAAUCGCCUCACUUCCGCCGCGAUCAUCGGCCAAGACGGCAGUGUCUGGGCUCAGAGCUCUACUUUCCCUCAGUUCAAGGCAGAAGAAAUAACUGCAAUCAUGAAAGACUUUGCGGAACCCGGAACUCUUGCUCCUACCGGCUUGUUUCUUGGUGGUACCAAAUACAUGGUUAUCCAAGGUGAACCAGAAGCUGUCAUCCGAGGAAAGAAGGGACCUGGGGGAGUCACUAUCAAGAAGACUAGCCAAGCCCUAGUCAUUGGCAUCUACGACGAACCAAUGACCCCAGGCCAAUGCAACAUGGUCGUCGAGAGGCUCGGAGACUACCUUAUCGAGUCCGGCCUUUGAAAAAAAAAACAAAGCUGCUCUUGGAUUUCAGGUUCUUUAUCUGCGAACAAACCGUUGUCUCUCUUUUUAUGAUUCGAUUGUGGUAAUGUCUGAAACAUUUAGGAAAACGGAAACAACAGAAGAAAUAAUAGUGGAAUCUGCCUUUGCUUGUUGGAUUUGUGAUGGUUUUUGAUGAUCGUUUCGUGUUGUAAUCUGAGUGAUACAUCAUUCUCUGGGGGGUUCCCCCCAUCUAUGUUACAUUACAAUAGUUUGGAUUUUCUGUAUCGCUUGCUAUUUUUCUUUUAAUGUAUGUAACUGUGGAUUCCGGUUUUCA
Molecule: messenger RNA, 815 nt
Organism: Tarenaya hassleriana
Lineage: Eukaryota; Viridiplantae; Streptophyta; Magnoliopsida; Brassicales; Cleomaceae
Product: profilin
Exons: 3
Coding region: 107-502 (131 amino acids)
Cellular component (GO): cell cortex
Molecular function (GO): actin monomer binding
Source: RefSeq, a predicted model, not a curated record